Messenger RNA from Sipha flava (yellow sugarcane aphid), 899 nucleotides. Its product is annotated as eukaryotic translation initiation factor 4E-like. Gene Ontology annotation, molecular function: translation initiation factor activity; RNA 7-methylguanosine cap binding. The record is from RefSeq and is a predicted model, not a curated record. The transcript is spliced from 4 exons. Bases 193 to 777 code for a protein of 194 amino acids. NCBI's taxonomy places the organism in Eukaryota, Metazoa, Arthropoda, Insecta, Hemiptera, Aphididae. Gene Ontology annotation, biological process: translational initiation. Gene Ontology annotation, cellular component: cytoplasm; eukaryotic translation initiation factor 4F complex.
AAAAAUGGCUGUUGCUUAUUGUUGCAAUUCAAUUAUCUAUGCUGUACUGGUGUUUAAAUUGUAGUGAAGGGUUUAAACAAUUCUUUAAAAAAAAAAUUAAUUAAUUUCAUAAUUUAAGUCUUCUUCUUGUCGUGUCCGAUUAUUUAAGUGAUUUUUAAACUUCAAUUCGUUCUUUAGUAUAUUUAGUAAGCAAUGAAAAAUCAUAACAUUAAAAAUAUGGAAUUGGAAAGCAAUUAUAUGGAUGACGUUCAUUUGUUGAGCGAUUCUUGGAAACUAUGGUACUGGAAAUUCGAUGGUUUGAUUGAUCCGCGUAAAAAUUGGUUAGAAAAUUUACAUGGGUUGUGUGAAUUUGAUAGUGUUGAAAAAUUUUGGAGCAUAUUUAAUCACAUCAAAAAACCAAGUAUGUUAAAAAUUGGAUGUGAUUACUCUGUAUUCAAAUCAGAUAUAAAACCAAUAUGGGAAGACACAACAAAUAAAAAUGGUGGACGUUGGUUAAUAAAAGACAAUGGAUUAUUAGAUCAGUACUGGAUUGAUAUUUUAUUGAGUAUGAUUGGUGGAAUGUAUUAUCCAUACGAUAGUAACAUAUGUGGUAUUGUUUACAAUAAGCGUCAACACAGCAAAUUAUCCAUUUGGAUUUCUACUUGUGACAAUAAUAUUGUUAAUACAAUUGGAUCAAAGCUGAAACUCUACCUUGACAUGAAAGAAAAAAUUAAAUUUGAAAAACAUUCCGAAACAGUAACUAAGAAGAAAAAUGCUACUUUCAAAUUUAGUAAAUAAUCAUAAAAUAUGUUUUAACUCCUUACUAAUACAUGUUAGAUUCUUGUAUAAUUUUCAUUAUGUUUUAAAAUGUUUUACUAAUUAAACAUACAGUAAUAUAUUUAAAGUAAUAAUAUUAUUUA